AUGGAUCUGCUGAAGCAAACCGGCCGUACGGAAAUGGUAGUCGGAUGGUACCACUCUCAUCCAGGAUUCGGCUGCUGGCUCUCAAGUGUGGACGUCAGCACGCAACAGUCGUUUGAAGCUCUUCAUCCAAGAGCGGUGGCUCUAGUAGUGGAUCCAAUUCAAAGUGUAAAGGGAAAUGUAAUGCUGGAUGCGUUUCGCUCUAUCAAUCCACUCGCAGUGAAUCCUCGUCUGUGCGCUCCGACAGCCGAAGCCCGUCAAACCACCAGCAAUAUGGGACAUUUGGUCCGACCAAGUCUUGUUUCAACAGUGCAUGGCUUAGGAUUGAGAUACUAUUCUAUGAAUUGCGCUUACAAAUUGACUACUCGAGAACAGAAAAUGCUAUCGUGUCUUAAUCAGAAAACAUGGAUUGAUGGAAUGAGUAUUCGUAAAUUCUCAGCUUGUGAACAAUCGAACAGUGAUAAUAUACAAGAAAUGCUCAAGCUUGCUCAGAUUUUCACAAAGGACAUAACUGCCGAUAAACCAGCCAACACUAGUGAACAGCAAAUAAAGCGAUACGGCCGCUUGAACGCUAAGCAGAAGCUGGAAGAGGUUGCCAAUGCAGUGAUGGCUGACAACAUCGUACAGCAAAUGAGUGCCGUAAUCAACACGCAAUCAAUCCAGUAG
Messenger RNA from Cooperia oncophora, 663 nucleotides. The record is from the annotation of a GenBank genome assembly. Lineage: Eukaryota; Metazoa; Nematoda; Chromadorea; Rhabditida; Trichostrongylidae.